Ilyonectria robusta is the source of this 2066-nucleotide messenger RNA. RefSeq names its product amidohydrolase 3. The transcript has a single exon. Gene Ontology annotation, molecular function: hydrolase activity, acting on carbon-nitrogen (but not peptide) bonds. Lineage: Eukaryota; Fungi; Ascomycota; Sordariomycetes; Hypocreales; Nectriaceae. The record is from RefSeq and is a predicted model, not a curated record. Bases 350 to 1999 code for a protein of 549 amino acids.
CGACCCUGACACGGUAAGCGGGAGUCUUCCGGUCAAUUGCAGUACCGGCGGUAUGCGUUUGUUAUCUCGCCACGAGAGGCUUUUAAGGUCAGCAGCUCCAUGGCCAGAAGCUAGAGACCAUCAUAUGGCUUCGAAUGGCACUGCUGGGACGGUACGUAAUGCACUAGUUGGCUUGCUUGGUAUAGAUAGAGGCGGUUGAGGGAUAGAGCGCCCGUUAGGUAAUUUUGGUGUGCGCCAGGAAUUGUUCCCAUUUGACGAAGCAUAAAGUCUCGCUGCAUCGUCUGGAUGGACCUCUCGUGGCUUUGCCUUGCUAUCCCCAUCGGCGCCAUUGUUCCAGUCCCUUCUCAUCAUGGCUUCAGCCGACUCUACUGUACCUCCCGUUUCAACAACUCUCUUCAUAAAUGGCCGCAUUCUAUCAAAGGCCGGGGUCGGUCUUGAGGGCCAGCCUACCUUUACCGACUCGCUUGUCGUGAGCGAUGGUAAAAUCGUCGCGCUGGGCUCUCGAGAAGACCUAGUCGCAAAGUACCAAAGGGAUGGGGUUACUGUCCAAGACCUGGGCGGGAAGACGGUUCUCCCCAGCUUCAUCGACGGCCACAUGCAUUUCCUGCUCCUGGGCCAAUCGUUGAGGAAACUCAGCCUUGACCAUUGCAAGUCUCUCGAAGACAUCCUGUCGGCGCUUAGAGUGUUUGCCAAGGCGAAUCCCGAUGUUCCCCGCGUCCUGGCCAAGGGCUGGAUGCUUUCCAUGACCCCCGAUGGCGUUGACGCGGCCAUGUUGGACGAGAUCGAUUCUCGACCCAUCUUCAUCGACUCUAAAGACCUGCAUGGGGCCUGGUGCAACUCAGCCGCGCUCGCUGAAAUAGGCGUGGCCGAUAUGGCGGAUCCGCCUGGAGGCAAGAUCCAGCGCGACGCCAAUGGCAAGCCGUCUGGUGUCCUAACCGAAGGCGCCGUCUUCACUAUUAUCUGGCCGCACUUGGCCAACGUUGCGUCUCAGCGGGAGCGGAUGGAUGCCAUGAUCGCCGCCACCGACGCAUACAACGCUUCGGGAUAUACUGGCGUAGUGGAGAUGGCCAUGGACGAGGCUGCCUGGGAGGCGCUUCUAGCUCUUUAUGAUGAGAGACCAGACCUGCCGCUGCGUGUAGUUGCGUAUUGGCUCAUCAAGCCAUCCGGCACCCACGCCGAUCGACUCAGACAGUUGAACCGUGCAAUUGAGCUGAACGCAAAGUAUAAUAAAGCAACGUCACCUGAUCUUCGGAUUGCCGGCAUAAAGAUCAUGUGUGAUGGCAUCGUCGACGCGUGUACGGCAUACCUCUCCGAGCCAUACUCGACGGUUGACUCGCCUGCGCCGAUCUGGUCUCGGGAAGAUCUCGAGCCCAUUGUGCAAGGGGCCUCGGAUGCAGGGCUUCAAAUCGCGCUACACGCCAUUGGAGAUGGAGCUGUGCGAAUGGCUGUGGAUGUUCUCGAGGCACACACUCAGCCAGGAGGUCGCCAUCGCAUUGAGCACCUCGAGCUUGUCGCCCCCGAGGAGGCGAGAAGACUUGGAGAAUUGGGAAUCACGGCCUCCGUCCAGCCCGUGCACGCAGACCCUGCGAUCCUACGGGCCUGGCCGCGUCUGAUCGGUGAGGAUCGCUGCGGCCGCGCCUUUGCCUACCGCGACUUCGCCGACGCCGGCGCCCUGAUGGCGCUCGGAAGCGACAGCCCAACCGCCCCAUGGGACCCCUUGCAUAAUAUCUACAUUGCCACCACGCGGCGAUCGGCGCGGGAGCCGGAGAGCCUGGAAAUUGUGAAUGAGCAUUUCCGACUGGGCGUUUGCGAGGCCAUUACCGCAGCAACAGCCGGUGCGGCGAAGAGUGUUUUUAACGAGGACCGGACGGGGAGUCUCGAGGUGGGAAAGUCGGCAGAUAUUGUGAUAGUGGAUAUGAAAUGGGACGCACAAACGCUGCUGAAGGCAAAGGUCAAAGAAACCUGGUUCAGAGGAAAGAAGGUCCGAAGUUCAGAUUAAUGAGCAUACUCUUGCGUUUGAGUAGAUUAGACGAAUGUGUUGUUCAAUGUCACAAAGUUUCACUCUA